Phlebotomus papatasi is the source of this 3164-nucleotide messenger RNA. It is a transcript of the gene GCS2alpha, whose product is annotated as neutral alpha-glucosidase AB. Gene Ontology annotation, molecular function: alpha-glucosidase activity; carbohydrate binding. The transcript is spliced from 5 exons. Bases 167 to 2950 code for a protein of 927 amino acids. NCBI's taxonomy places the organism in Eukaryota, Metazoa, Arthropoda, Insecta, Diptera, Psychodidae. Gene Ontology annotation, biological process: carbohydrate metabolic process; N-glycan processing. The record is from RefSeq and is a predicted model, not a curated record.
GACAUCGAUGACGUUUAUGCUUUUUUGUCACCGGAAUAUUGGAGCUUUCGCGCAAAUUGAAGCAUUUUUUGGAGUGAAAUUCCGUGGAAAUUAUUAGUGAUAGUGGAUAGGUGGUCAGAAGAUAGACUUCUAGACAUCCUUAAGUAGCUGAUAAGGAAAAAACACAAUGAGGUUCCUAGUUUUGGGGCUCCUGGGGCUCCUGGUCACAUUCGCCGGCGGAGUAGAUAGGAAUAAUUUUAAGACUUGCGAUCAAAGUAGCUUCUGCAGACGCUGCCGGAAAGUUGAGGGAGGGGAUUCUCCCUACGAAUUGCAAUUGUCCACAGCCAAGACAUUCCCUGACCAUGUAACUGUAGAUGUCUUGAACAAAGACAAUGAUCAAGUGUUUGUGCUGAAAGUUGUUGGUUUGAAAGGGAAUAAAUUCCACGUGGAAAUUGAUGAGAAAUCCCCUUUAAAGCCUCGGUAUCGCGUCGUUGAUGCCCUCAAUGGCAAUCCAGCCACAGAGAGUGUCAGUGUUAAGAAGGGUGAGGGUACCAUUGAGGUAGAAACAGGGCCAAAUCGCGCAGUUCUCGUGGCAUCUCCCUUCCGGAUUGACUUCUUCCACGGGGAAGUGCUGCAAGUGUCAGCCAAUGCCAAGGGUCUCAUGAAAUUCGAACAUCUCCGGAAGAAGCCUGAACCUGUGCCCCAAGAGGCCGAGGAGGCCCCUGAGGGAGCUCCAGAGGAAGAUAACAAUAUCGAAAGGCCCAAGAGCUCCGAAGAUGAUGAUCCUGGAUCUUGGGAAGAGAAUUUCAAGUCCCAUCACGACAGUAAACCCAAUGGCCCCGAAGCCAUUGCCAUGGACUUUACCUUCCCCGAGGCAGAGGUUCUCUUUGGAAUCCCUGAACAUGCCGAUUCGUUCGCUCUGAAACCAACUUUGGGAUCUGAACCCUAUCGUCUGUACAAUUUGGACGUCUUUGAGUACGAACUGGACAGUCCAAUGGCCCUCUACGGCUCAAUCCCUGUGAUCUACGGGCACGGGGAGGGCAAUACCGCGGGAGUUUUCUGGCAGAAUGCCGCAGAAACUUGGGUGGACAUCUACAAUUCCAACGCCAAGAAGAACGUCAUGUCGUCAAUUGUGAACUUUGUGUCUCGAGGAUCUAGUCAAACGGAGCCCCUAGCUGCCCAUUUUAUGUCCGAAAGUGGCAUUGUGGACUUCUUCGUCCUCCUGGGGCCCACUCCAAUGGACGCAUUCACGCAGUACACAGAUCUGACUGGCACAGCUCCUCUGCCCCAGAUAUUCUCCCUGGGCUACCAUCAAUCCCGCUGGAAUUACAAUGACGAAGCUGACGUUGCUUCAGUGCACGACAAAUUCGACGAUCAUGACAUUCCGUUGGACACCAUUUGGCUGGACAUUGAGUACACAGACGCUAAGAAGUACUUCACGUGGGACGGGCACAAAUUCCCGCAUCCCUUGGAUAUGAUCCGGAAUCUCACGGAGCGUGGUCGUCAUCUUGUCAUCAUCAUUGAUCCGCACAUCAAACGCGAUUCUGGCUACUUCUUCCACAAUGACUGCACCGAUCGCGGUUACUACGUGAAGAACAAGGAUGAGCGAGAUUAUGAAGGAUGGUGCUGGCCAGGAGCAACGAGCUAUGCCGACUUCUUCAAUCCGGACGUGAGUCAGUAUUAUGCGGAUCAGUAUCAAUUGGAUAAGUUCGAUACGACGACUGCGGACGUUUUUUUGUGGAAUGACAUGAAUGAACCUUCGGUGUUCAAUGGUCCGGAAGUGACAAUGCUCAAGGACAACAUCCAUUUUGGCGGCUGGGAACAUCGAGAUGUGCACAAUCUCUACGGACAUAAGCACAUCGAGGCGACUUUUGAUGGCCUGGUGCGUCGCAGCGGCGGUGUCCAGAGACCCUUCAUUCUGUCCAGAGCUCACUUUGCAGGAAGUCAGCGCUUCGCGGCGAUCUGGACGGGAGACAAUGCAGCUGAAUGGGGUCAUUUGCAGGCUUCGGUGAAGAUGUGUCUGUCAGAGGCAGUGGCCGGGAUGAGUUUCUGUGGAGCCGACGUCGGUGGAUUCUUUGGCAAUCCCGAUGCGGAAUUGUUCGAAAGGUGGUACCAGGCUGGUGCCUUCUUACCCUUCUUCAGAGCUCACUCUCACAUUGAUACCCGUCGGAGGGAGCCCUGGCUCUUCCCGGAAGCCACAAUGAUGGUCGUCCGGGAUGCCAUCCGGCGACGCUACAGCUACCUCCCUUUCUGGUAUACACUGUUCUUCGAGCACGAACGCACCGGGCGUCCUGUGAUGCGUCCUCUUCUAACUCACUAUCCCCUGGACAAGGAGACCUAUGCCAUUGACUAUGAAUUCCUCCUCGGAGAUGUCCUACUCGUUCGUCCGGUUCUUCAGCAAGGAGUGUCCAAGGUGGACGUGUACUUCCCGUCAGUCGACGGGAAGAAACAGGGUGAUCUUUGGUAUGACGUCGAUGACUUCAGGAAGAUCACAACGGCCGGUUUUGAAACUGUUCCCGUGACCAAUCUUAAGAUUCCGGUUUACCAACGCGGAGGAACGAUUUUGCCGAAGAAGGAACGUAUCCGACGAGCAGCAACGCUCAUGACGCAUGAUCCGGUGACUCUGAUGGUGGCUCUGGACAAAGAACACUCAGCCCGAGGGACUCUCUACUUGGAUGACGAGAAGACGUACGACUACCGCAACGGGAAGUACACCUACCUAAAUCUGGAAUUCAAGGACAACGUACUCACUGCCAAGAAAAAUGAUGAGAAGGCCAAUUACGAUACAAAAUCGUGGUUGGAGCGCGUUGUGAUUGUCGGACUGGAUCACGUACCGAAAUACGCAACGUUAGAUAUGAGUAGAUUGUCCGAGUCGGUGACUCUUGAGGUCAUGAAGCAGGGUGAAAGUGUCAUCAUCCGGAAGCCUGGGGUUAUUUUGUCACAAGAGUGGACAAUUCAGCUGCACUAUUAGUUUAUCAACAUUUCCCCAAUUAAUUCCCUGUGUCUAUUGAUUCAACUGAGAUUGGGGAUUGGAGAGGAGCCAAUUGUAGAGAUUUUAUAGUGUUGAAGAAUAAAGUUUAAGUUUCAUUUUGAUAUCAUUGCAUUUGUAGAGAGAAAAAAAUAGAGAAUGAAAGGAUGAUUAUGAGUUUUUUUUGGAUUAAAAGAAACUUCCCAAAAAUAGUCAA